Molecule: messenger RNA, 1073 nt
Organism: Vigna radiata var. radiata (mung bean)
Lineage: Eukaryota; Viridiplantae; Streptophyta; Magnoliopsida; Fabales; Fabaceae
Exons: 3
Coding region: 276-806 (176 amino acids)
Source: RefSeq, a predicted model, not a curated record
AUCACUAUCAUGCUUAAUAUUACAUAGUUUUUUUGCAGACAUGUAUCAUUCACUAAUGACAAUUAUGUUUAAAUCAGGUAAACUCCCUACAUAUAAAACGAGUUUCCUCUGAUUAUUUAAUGCAAUUGCAUAUUUAGAACUUCAACUUAAAACUACUGGUUAAACUUGUGCAAUUUUAUGUAUGAUCUCAUAUAUGUAUAAAUAGUGUAGUGCCAUAAAAUAUGCAUAGCCCUACUUCGUCCUCUUCUCUAGAGCUUCUACUGUAUUAGGGAAUCAUGACCAAAAACUAUGGCUUCCUUAUCUGCAUACUUGUCAUGGUCUUGGAUGUUAUUGCUGGCAUACUUGGAAUUGAGGCAGAAAUAGCUCAGAACAAGGAGAAGCACAUGAAGGUUUGGAUAUUUGAGUGUAGGUACCCAAGCUAUCAUGCUUUCAAGCUAGGUUUGGCAGCUGCCACUCUCUUGGCACUUGCCCAUGUAAUUGCUCACUUGCUUGGUGGCUGCAUUUGUGUUUGGUCCAAAGAACAAUAUCGAUUAGCUUCGGCAAACAGGCAAUUAGCAGUGGCUUUUCUCAUUUUCUCUUGGAUUGUGGUAGCUGUUGGGAUGUCGAUGCUGAUCAUAGGCACAUUAGCAAACUCAAGAUCAAGAAAAUCUUGUGCGAUGUUCAACCGCCGGUUUCUAUCCAUAGGAGGCAUCAUGUGUUUCAUCCAUGGAUUAUUCACUGUUCCCUAUUACGUUUCUGCAACAGCCACCAGAAGGGAGGAAGAAAAGAUAAAAGAAAACGCCAGCCAAAGCGUAAGACGCACUUGAUCAUCUUUUGUUACCAAACCAGAGCGAUUAUACCUAGUGUUCUACCAAGUGUACAUUUAUUUUAUUUCAUUUUUUUGUGUGUUUCACUGAUUACACAAAUUGCUUGAUUUUCAACGGGUGCAUAUUCAAUUGUAUGAUUAAUAAUAUCACUGCAAAUGCACAACAAAGUGAAGGAAAUGCAUGAUUUGAGAGUGAGAGAGAAGAAGAUUUCUCUGAUUUUACCUAAACCCCACCAACUCUGCAAUAUCUAAUAAAACAGCAUAUCUC